Trypanosoma conorhini is the source of this 354-nucleotide messenger RNA. RefSeq lists its product as uncharacterized. The record is from RefSeq and is a predicted model, not a curated record. The transcript has a single exon. Lineage: Eukaryota; Euglenozoa; Kinetoplastea; Trypanosomatida; Trypanosomatidae. Bases 1 to 354 code for a protein of 117 amino acids.
AUGGCGAAGAAGCAUCGAGUGAAGCGGCAAAAGUACGUCGAGCACCUGCGCCGCCUAGAGAAGGAAAGGGAUGAGUACCUGGCAAAGCGCAUACGUUCCAAGCGAAGCCGCGAGAAGCGUAAUGAGGAGGACAUCUUCGCCGAGGCCAAAGACGACCGCGCGAUGGGCGAGAGGAAGCGUGAGCGCAGAGAGGGGCCCGAUAGAAAGCAGGCGAUAGUUCCUCCGCACGAGGAAAAGGCGAAGGCGGACGUGGGUGAUGCCUCCGUCGAGCUGAACAAGGCGGAGAGUAACGGGAAGGAUGCCGCGUUGCCGGCAGCGAAGGCAGCGGGGAAGCGACUCAACCGUAGGUACUAA